This is a messenger RNA of Chrysemys picta bellii (western painted turtle), 2401 nucleotides long. The record is from RefSeq and is a predicted model, not a curated record. NCBI's taxonomy places the organism in Eukaryota, Metazoa, Chordata, Testudines, Emydidae.
CUGGUGGUUAGAGCAGGGGCAGGCUGGGAGCCAGGACUCCUGGGCUCUUUUCUAACCCUUCCUGCCUUCUCCCUCUAGGAUGCAGCUCCCACUAGUGGUUCUGGCCGGCAUGGCCCUCCUGUGUGUGGCUGACCCUCUGCGCCACCCCACCGGCUCCCGCGUGGCCCAGCUCUCUGCCGACUUUGGGAUGAAGGUUUUCCGGGAGGUGGCAAAGGUGUCCCCGGAUCGUAACGUGGCUUUCUCCCCUUUUGGGGUGGCCUCUGUACUGGCCAUGCUGCAGAUGGCGGCCGCCGGGGAGAGCCGGAGUCAGAUCAAGGCAGCCAUGGAGUACGGGGUCCAUGAGCGGGGCAUCCCUCAGGCCCUGCGGUGGCUGCGCAAGGAGCUGACGGCCCCGAAGAAUCAGGACAAGGUGGACGUCGCCGAUGCGCUCUUCGUGCAGCGUGACCUGGGGCUGGCCCCUGGGUUCAUGAAGACGUUCGCCCGCGCCUUUCGCCAGACCGUCAAACAGGUCAACUUCACGGAGGGCGAGCGGGCUCGCUUCAUCAUCAAUGACUGGGUCAAGGACAGCACCCACGGGAUGAUCAGUGACUUCCUGGGGCCGGGCACCGUGGAUGACCUGACCCGCCUGGUGCUGGUGAACGCGGUGUAUUUCAAGGGGCUCUGGAAGCUGCCUUUCCCGGAGGCGGCCACGCGCCAGCGCAUCUUCCACAAGUCGGACGGGAGCAGUGUGGUGGUGCCCAUGAUGGAGCAGACGGCCAAGUUCAACUAUGGCGAGUUCCUCACCCCGGACCGAGUGGACUACGACGUGGUGGAGCUGCCGUACCACGGGGACACGCUCAGCAUGCUCAUCGCCGCCCCCUACCGCCGAGAGGUGCCCCUGGCCGCCCUGACCCGGGUCCUCGACGCCCAGCUGGUGGGCAAGUGGAAGACAAACAUGACCCGAGUGCCCCGGCAGCUCGUGCUUCCCAAGUUCUCCCUGGAGAGUGAAUCCGACCUGCGCCGGCCCCUGCAGCAGCUGGGCGUGAGGGACGUCUUUAACCCCAGCGCCGCGGACUUCACCAGCCUGUCAGCCGAGGAGUCGCUGUACGUGGCCCAGGCCCUGCAGAAGGUGAAGAUCGAGGUGAAUGAGAGCGGCACCAAAGCCUCCUCUGCAACAGCUGCCAUCGUCUACGCACGGAUGUCCCCCCUGGAGAUCAUCAUGGACCGGCCCUUCCUCUUCGUGGUGCGGCACAACCCCACAGGUGCCAUCCUCUUCAUGGGACAGGUGAUGGAGCCCUGAGCACGGGGAACCCCCCGUGCUGGGAGCGGACUGGGAAGCGAGGCCAUCUCACGGGGUGGGGGGCUCUGCCUCACCCCACCCCCUGCCUGAGGAGGAGGUGCCUGUCCUGUUCAGUUUGACUUUCUGGGUCUCCCACUCUCCCCCCUGGAUUGCAGGGCAGCAGGCCCUUUGGGGGGCCCACUCUGCCCAGUAGUGGCACCAUGUAGGAUGGCAGUCACUGGGCUGUCUCCCACAGCUGGGAGUCCCAGGGGCUGGCAUCUACCCCCCUUCCCCCCCAGUGAUUCCGUUUCCCUGGUCCUACCGUGCCUGGGACCUGGGACUUGCAUGGAUUCUAAUGAGUUUACACUGGAGGCUGCUACCUCACCCCCUCCUCUGGGGGUGUCAGGAGCCCUGUUCCCGGUCACGGGGCUGGGCAUGAAUGUAUGGGAGAGUAAUAUAUUGUAGAGGAGAUAAUAUAUUCCUAGCUUUGUUUGCAUUUGAGGGGCCUGUGUGGGGUGGGUGGGCGAGGGGGGCACCCCAAAAGGGCCGGCCAGAGCGGUGCCACUCUAAGCUUUUGUUCACUGCCCCCAAGAGCUCGGCGUGAGCUACAGCCCCAUUGCGGGCGGGUGGGGGGGCCCUCCUCUGGGCCUGCAUUACUCCCCCACCCCGCAGGAAGCUGGGUGAAGCAAUCGUCACGUGCGGCCUGCAGAGCUGCGUGUGCAGAUAAGGGCCGGCGGUGAGUCACCCUCACCAGCCGCAUGCAGCCCCCCAAAAAACUCAGCAGCUGUUUAAAAAUAACUGAGGUGUUUGGCCUUGGACAGUCACGUUUUCCCACCCCUCACCACCAGCGGCUUCCUCGGCGGUGUGAAACGAACACGCAGGGUGGGGGUUUAAAUACCCCUCGCAUCCCACUCAGCAGUGCCUUAAAGGGACGUGCCGAGGGGUGACGUCCUUUUCCCUAUACCCCCUGUGGGGCCUGGGGUGUGUAGGGACCCCCUCUCCCCUUUGCAGUGAGGCAGGAUUUCUGUACUUUGGCAGUGAAUUGCAUGGGAUGUGGGUGUGUAUAUGGAUUUUUUUUUUUAAUUGAAUAGUUUUUAUUCCACUUUUCCUAUGUAAGAAAAGCAAUAAAAAUCUCUAUGGAAA